Messenger RNA from Dovyalis caffra, 4458 nucleotides. The record is from the annotation of a GenBank genome assembly. Lineage: Eukaryota; Viridiplantae; Streptophyta; Magnoliopsida; Malpighiales; Salicaceae.
AUGGCGGCAGCGACCAAGAAAGUCCCAUUAGCAACAAGCAACAGCUUAAACAUGAAACAGGAAAAGACAAUCGAAGAAACCUACCAGAAAAAGUCCCAAUUAGAGCACAUUCUUCUGCGACCCGACACCUACAUCGGGUCAAUCGAGAAGCACGCACAGACCCUCUGGGUUUUAGAGAAUGACAAAAUGGUGCACCGAUCGGUCACUUAUGUGCCGGGUCUUUACAAAAUUUUUGAUGAAAUCUUGGUGAAUGCAGCGGAUAACAAGCAAAGAGACCCGAAAAUGGAUUCUUUGAAGGUUGUGAUUGAUGCGGAGAAUAAUUUGGUUAGUGUUUAUAACAAUGGAGAUGGAGUUCCCGUGGAGAUCCACAAGGAGGAAGGUGUUUAUGUUCCGGAAUUGAUUUUUGGGCAUUUGUUGACUAGUAGUAAUUAUGACGAUACGAUGAAAAAGACUACUGGGGGAAGAAAUGGUUAUGGUGCUAAGCUUACGAAUAUCUUUUCGACCGAGUUUGUGAUUGAGACGGCUGAUGGGAAAAGGACAAAGAAGUAUAAGCAGGUUUUCUCUAACAACAUGGGCAAAAAAUCUGAGCCAAUAAUAACCAAGUGCAAGGAGUCUGAGAAUUGGACCAAGGUGACAUUUAAGCCUGAUUUGGUUAAGUUUGGCAUGACUCAUCUAGAAGAAGAUGUGGUAGCAUUGAUGAAAAAAAGGGUGGUUGACAUGGCUGGUUGCCUUGGAAAGACCGUGAAGGUUGAGCUCAAUGGAAGUCGUGUUCCUGUCAAAUCAUUUCAAGAUUAUGUUAACAUGUAUUUGAAUUCUGCCUCUGAUUCUGUCUCAGAACGCCCCAAAAGUUUCUAUGAGAAAGUUGGUGAUAGGUGGGAGGUUUGUGUGAGCCUCACCGAAGGUCAAUUCCAGCAGGUCAGUUUCGUUAACAGCAUUGCAACCAUCAAGGGUGGGACUCAUGUUGAUUACGUCACUAAUCAGAUCACUACCUAUGUGAUGAAUGCUGUUAAUAAGAAGCACAAGAAUUCCAACAUCAAGGCCCAUAACGUGAAGAACUAUUUGUGGGUUUUUGUCAAUUGCCUUAUUGAUAAUCCUGCUUUUGAUUCUCAAACAAAGGAAACUUUGACACUUCGCCAGAGCAGUUUUGGGUCUAAAUGUGAACUUUCUGAAGACUUGUUGAAGAAAGUGGCAAAGUCUGACAUCGUGGACAACCUCCUCUCGUGGGCAAAAUUCAAGGAAAGCAAAGAGCUUAAGAAAACUGAUGGAACGAAGACAGCAAAGGUUAAUGUGCCAAAGCUUGAGGAUGCUAACGAGGCUGGAGGGAGGUACUCUGAAAAAUGCACAUUGAUAUUGACGGAAGGAGAUUCAGCAAAAGCUCUGGCAAUUGCUGGCGUGGCUGGGCUGUCCCAGAUGGAACGGAACUUCUACGGCAUAUUCCCUUUGAGAGGUAAAUUGCUCAAUGUGCGAGAAGCCACGUCUAAACAGCUCAAAGAGAAUAAGGAAAUUGAGUGCAUCAAGAAGAUUCUUGGGUUACAGCAUGAUAAGCAGUACAUUAAUGUCAAGUCUUUGAGAUACGGUCAUCUGAUGAUAAUGACAGAUCAGGAUCACGAUGGUUCUCACAUUAAAGGCCUGCUGAUCAAUUUCAUUCAUUCAUUCUGGCCAUCAUUACUGAAAGUCCCAUCUUUCAUGGUUGAGUUUAUAACUCCUAUUGUCAAGGCAACCCAUAGAAACGGAACGGUUCUAUCCUUUUAUUCCAUGCCAGAGUAUGAAUUAUGGAAGGAAAGUUUGAAUGCGAAUGCAAGUGGCUGGUCCAUCAAAUACUAUAAGGGGUUGGGAACAAGUACAUCCAAGGAAGGAAAAGAUUACUUUAAAAACCUUGACAAGCACAAGAAAGACUUUUUAUGGAUGGAUGAGCAAGACGGGGAUGCAAUAGAGCUUGCUUUUAGUAAAAAGAAGAUAGAAGCAAGAAAGAAUUGGCUUCGGCAGUAUGAGCCUGGUACUCACCUCGAUCAGAAGCAGAAGCUCAUAAAGUAUAGCGAUUUCAUUAACAAAGAGCUCAUAUUGUUUUCUAUGGCGGAUCUUCAAAGGUCAAUUCCUUCUAUGGUUGAUGGCCUGAAGCCGGGUCAGAGGAAGAUCCUUUUUUGUUGUUUUAAGAGGAAUUUUGUCAAAGAAGCAAAAGUUGCCCAGUUUUCUGGUUACGUAUCCGAGCAUUCUGCUUAUCAUCAUGGGGAGCAGAGUCUUGCCGGUACCAUCAUUGGAAUGGCACAGGAUUUUGUUGGCAGUAACAACAUUAACCUUCUUCAGCCAAACGGUCAAUUUGGCACCCGCAGUGUGGGAGGCAAAGACCAUGCAAGUGCUAGGUACAUUUAUACUCAGCUUUCUCCUAUUACCAGGUUCUUGUUCCCAAAGGAUGAUGAUGGGCUUCUUGACUACUUGAAUGAAGAUGGGCAAACCAUUGAACCUACUUGGUACAUGCCAGUUAUACCAAUGGUCCUCGUCAAUGGUUGUGAAGGAAUCGGCACUGGUUGGAGCACUUUCAUUCCUAACUAUAACCCAAGGGAUGUUGUUGCAAAUAUAAGGCGGUUGUUGAAUGGUGAAAUGAUGGAGCCUAUGAAUCCAUGGUAUAGAGGUUUUAAAGGAACUAUUGAAAAAGGUGCAUCAAAGGAAACUGGUUGUAGCUACACAGUAAACGGAGUCAUCAAUGAAGUCAGUGAGACAACACUCAGGAUAACUGAACUGCCUGUCCGUAGAUGGACAGAUGAUUACAAGGCAUUUUUAAAUUCUGUCACAGAGGGGACCAGAGAUGAAAACGGCAAUUUACCAAAGGAUCCCUUUGUUAAGGAUUUUAGAAAGUAUGGUGAUGAUGCAGUUGUAGAAUUUGAAGUUGUGUUGUCAGAAGAGAACAUGCUGGUUGCUAAGCAAGAGGGUUUGCUAAAGAAAUUUAAAUUAACCACCACAAUUGGCACAAGUAAUAUGCACCUCUUUGAUUCAGCAGGGGUGAUUAAGAAAUAUGACAACCCAGAACAAAUUCUUGAAGAAUUUUUCCACUUAAGGCUUCAAUACUACGAGAUAAGGAAGAAAUUUCUUCUGGAAAAUCUAGAAUUUGAGUUGUUGAAAUUAGAAAACAAGGUCAGGUUUAUCCUUGGAGUUGUGAGAGGUGAAAUCAUUGUGAACAACCGGAAGAGAGCUGAUCUGUUCCUAGAGCUGCGCCAGAAAGGUUUUACCCCCAUUCCAAAGAAAUCUAAGGCUGUUGUUGCUGGGGCAACUGAUGAUACAGAUGAAGCAGAAGACAGCCCUGAUGUUUCUGGGGUGCGGGCUAGUGACUAUGACUAUUUGCUGUCAAUGACAAUUGGAACUCUGACCCUUGAGAAGGUUCAGCAGCUAUGUGCUGACCAGGACAAACUCAAUGGGGAGGUCGACAUGUUAAGAAAGACAACUCCGAGAGUUUUGUGGGUGAAAGAUCUUGAGGCUCUUGAGAUGCAACUUGAUAUGCUGGAUAAAUAUGAUGCUGAAGCAGAGGAGGCAAGAAAGAAAUUAGCAGGUGAUGCAAAGGGUGAAGCUGGUUUUAAGGUAUCUAAACAAGCACCUAAAAAUCCGAGGAAGACGUACACUAAGAAAGCCGUAAAAGAAGACGUACCUAUUGAGACCACUGGAACAUCAUCCACUUCUGCAAUGGAAACAGAGAAUGCUGCUGAGGUAGUGAAACCUAAAGGAAGGGCAGGCUCAAGGAAGGCUCCUGCUAAAAGCUCUUUGGAACUUACAAUCUACUGUUUUUCUGUUCAUCAGCAGGAAAAACCCUCUCCAGUUUUGGAAGGCAUUGAUGAAGAUGAUGAAAUAGAAUCGUUGAAGGAUCGACUUAAUGCAUAUAGACUUGAUUCUUCGCCUGAUCCAUCAGCUGACAUGGAAACUGAUGUGCUACAAGUACAUGGAAACAGAGGUGCUGCUCGGAAGAAGCCUCCAGUAACUGUUUCAGUGAUAUCUGAUAGCGAGGAUGAACCAGACCUUGACGAUGACUCUGACGUCGAAGUGAAAGCUGUCCCAGAAACAAAAAAGAAGGGAGGGAGAAAAGCUGCUGCUGCUGCUGCAAAUGAUAAGGCAGCCAAACCAUCUGCAGCAACAAAGAGGGGAGGGCCAGCCAGCAAGCAGUCCCAGGGAUUGGGCCAGAAGCUUCUAACUGAAAUGCUGAAGCCUAAGGAAGGAGCAGGAAUAUCGCCAGAAAAGAAAGUGAGGAAAAUUAGGGCAUCUCCAUUCAACAAGAAGAGUGGUUCUGUGUUGGGCGAAACAAUGUCAGCUUCUACAUCUGAAAGCAACGAUGUCAUUGACGUGCCAGCAAGAGCAAGACCGCAGAGGGCAAGCCGGAAGCAGAGUAGGUAUGUGUUGAGCGACUCUGAGAGUGAGACGGAAGACUCUGAAUUUGAGAAGACUAGUGAAGAUUCAGAGACUUCUUACUCUGACUAA